AACCUGCCUUGCAUGCAUUCCAAAGCUGCUGCUGCUGCUAAAACUGAGAGAUCGCCAGAAAGAGACGGUGUCGAAGAGACAGGAGAGGGAGCGAUUACUCCCAUCGUUUGAGAUUCAGACACACUGUCUUGGCCUUCUCGCUUCAGAUCAGCUGAAAAGAUGUUUGAUGAUCAAGAUCUGGGUUUUUUUGCCAAUUUUCUUGGCAUUUUUAUAUUUGUUCUGGUGAUCGCUUACCAUUAUGUGAUGGCUGACCCUAAAUAUGAAGGCAACUGAAACUAGCGUGGGAUACCCAAACAAGAGUCUUCAUGGUAGUCAAACGGUGUCAAUUUUAGCUUAACCACGAUGAAAGCCUUAAAUAGAUUGCCUCCAUUCCUUGAUGUUCUGAAUUUCUUUUUAAGGUUUUAGAAUAUGUAGAAUGUGUUCUUUACACUGUUGGAUAAUGUUAUGCGAUUGAUGUGCAAUAUUUUACCAUGGUCAGUAUGAACAAAA
Messenger RNA from Populus euphratica (Euphrates poplar), 489 nucleotides. Its product is annotated as dolichyl-diphosphooligosaccharide--protein glycosyltransferase subunit 4A. Bases 160 to 273 code for a protein of 37 amino acids. The record is from RefSeq and is a predicted model, not a curated record. The transcript is spliced from 2 exons. NCBI's taxonomy places the organism in Eukaryota, Viridiplantae, Streptophyta, Magnoliopsida, Malpighiales, Salicaceae.